This is a messenger RNA of Lactuca virosa, 4316 nucleotides long. The record is from the annotation of a GenBank genome assembly. NCBI's taxonomy places the organism in Eukaryota, Viridiplantae, Streptophyta, Magnoliopsida, Asterales, Asteraceae.
GUUCCGAUCAAGAGAAAAUUAUUAAGAAAUAAACCUUCUUCUUCCUCUUCUUCUUCAUGGGCCUGGUCUCCCAAAAGUCGUACCGCCAACCUCCCAUAAUCUCACUCAACAACAGCGCACACAUAGAAGAGAGUGUUCAACCAAAUCCAAUCCAUUUCCCCUUUCGAUUGACAUCAAAAUCCCUAAACCCCUCUUCCAAUUUCGUAUUCAGAUCUGAAUCUGCACAUUUUCAUUCGAUUUAAGAACAAACUUUUACUGGGUGUGGUGAUUCAUGGCUUCCCCUGGAAACCAGAACCAACAACCAGGCGGAGGACCAUUCGAUGUUCAAAGAUUCUUCAACCCUUCUUCUUCCCCACCACCAAUCACAACAAACCCUAAUACCACCUUCCAAAACCCUAACAUCCCUUAUCCUCCACCGUCCUCGGCCGCCUCGUAUCCUCCACCCACCGUCAGCGGCGCGCUUUACUCAUACUCUCCUCAAACCAACCCUCUUUACCACCCUCAAUUCCAUAUCCCAUCACCCCCUUUUCAACCGGACAACCCCAUGCCUUCCUCUAACUUACAACACCAGCGAUCCGUUCCUUAUCCUACACCCCCUCUCCAACCCCCUAGCCCUAAUAACAACCCUAACCCUAACCAUGGUGCCCGAUUGAUGGCUCUUUUAAGCGCUCCGCCACCAACCACCAUCGAUACCUCGUCACAAUCACCCAUGCCUAUGCCUCAACCUACUAAUCCCAUGCUUCCGUCAUCGUUGGUUCCUACAUUGCAUUCUGGUUCCGGUCCAUUGCGGAUGCCUAGCAGUAAGCUACCAAAGGGACGUCAUUUGAGCGGUGAUCGUGUUUUAUAUGAUAUAGAUGUUAGGCUGCCUGGAGAGGUUCAACCUCAACUUGAGGUCACUCCCAUUACUAAGUAUGGGUCUGAUCCUGGUCUCGUUGUGGGUCGUCAGAUUGCUGUUAACAAGACCUAUAUAUGUUAUGGUUUGAAACUGGGAGCAAUCAGGGUUCUUAAUAUAAACACCGCUUUAAGAUCACUGCUUAAAGGUCUUGCUCAGAGGGUUACAGAUAUGGUUUUCUUCGCCGAGGAUGUUCAUCUUCUAGCUAGUGCUAGUAUAGAUGGACGUGUUUAUGUGUGGAAGAUUACAGAAGGCACAGAUGAAGAGGAUAAGCCACAGAUCACCGGGAAGAUAGUUGUUGCCAUUCAGAUUGUAGGAGAAGGCGAAUCUGUUCAUCCCAGAGUUUGUUGGCACUGUCACAAACAAGAAGUUCUUGUUGUAGGAAUUGGAAAACGUGUGUUGAGAAUUGAUACUACAAAGGUUGGGAGAGGUGAAGUGUACUCUGCAGAAGAACCUCUCAAAUGCCCUGUUGAUAAGUUGAUUAAUGGAGUUCAGUUUGUUGGUAGUCAUGAUGGAGAAGUGACUGAUUUAUCAAUGUGUCAAUGGAUGACUACCCGUUUGGUUUCUGCUUCAGUAGAUGGAACUAUAAAGAUUUGGGAUGAUCGCAAGUCCUCUCCAAUUGCAGUUUUGAGGCCUCAUGAUGGUCUACCUGUCAACUCUGUCACAUUCUUAACUGCUCCUCAACGCCCAGAUCACAUCAUACUUAUCACAGGGGGUCCAUUGAAUCGUGAAAUAAAAAUAUGGGCUUCUGAUAGUGAAGAAGGAUGGUUGCUUCCUAGUGAUGCUGACUCAUGGCAUUGUUCACAAACAUUGGAAUUGAAGAGUUCAUCUGAGGCUAGAGUUGAAAAUGCAUUCUUUAAUCAAGUGGUUGCAUUAUCUCAAGCAGGACUUCUCUUACUAGCAAAUGCAAAGAAAAAUGCUAUUUAUGUUGUCCACUUGGAAUAUGGUCUCAAUCCAGAAGCUACUCACAUGGAUUACAUUGCAGAGUUUACAGUAACAAUGCCAAUAUUAAGCUUCACAGGUACUAGUGAUUUGUUACCUCAUGGAGAACAAAUUGUUCAGGUUUACUGUGUCCAAACACAAGCAAUUCAGCAAUAUGCUUUGGACAUGUCUCAAUGUUUACCCCCUCCAAUCGAUAGUGUUGCUGCUUCUGUUGCAUAUGAGAGAUCAGAUUCAACUGUUUCACGUGAUGCAAUUGCACCAAAUGCUGAAGUUAUAACUGGUUUGGAAGCUUCAGCUUCUGGAAAUAAGACUGAAAUACCCCUGCCUGUUUCUGUAUCAAAUUCUGAUGGGAGUUCUAUUUUGAGACAACCCUCAACUUCUUCUUUACCUGAAGUUCCUCUUUCAGUUGAAACACCUCCUGUUGCAUCAAGUCCUACUUUGUCAAGAAAACUUUCAGAUUUGAAAAGUCCAGUCAGCAUCCAUGAUGAGGCAAAAGUUAUUGAGUACUCAGUGGAUGCUGCUCAUUCAAACAUGUCUAAUGAUUCAAUAAUUGAUGAAAGUAAAGAUGGUGGAAAGUUUAAGCAUCCAACUCAUUUGGAUGUGAUUCUAAACCCUGAUUCACAAAAUGCUGAGGUGGAAGUCCAAGUUGUUGGUGAAACUGGAAAAAGUCAAAACCUUGAACCUGUUUCUCAAACAGAGCUUCAUGCUUUUGCUUCAGAGCAAAUGGAGAAAUCUUUUUCAUCACAGGCAUCAGAUUUUCGGCGUGUGGAAACAUACUUUGAUAAUCCUGGAGAAAGUCAAACAGUUGGUCAAGGUCAAACUUCAGGUGGACUUGAAGAAGUUGUUCAAGAUGCAAAAAUUGAUCUUUCAGGACAAGUUGAGACAGUGAUAGUGACACCUCCCCAAGUGACUUCAUCUUCUGGAAAAGGGAAAAAACAGAAGGGAAAGAAUGUUCAAGGAUCAAACUCAAGUCCAUUAAAUGUUUUUAAUUCAACAGAUUCUUCUAAUGAUCCAGGAAUCAGUUCUUCAAGUGUUCCCUCUGUUGAAGCCAUACUUUCACAACUUAAUUCCAUGCAAGAAACCAUCACUCAGGUGUUACUCAACCAAAAGGAAAUCCAAAAACAGACUCCAGGAAUGGUGACAUCAUCAAUCACAAAAGAAGAGUUUGCAAAACAGGAAAAGUCAAACCGAGAUCGAAGUCAACAAAUCUCAGCUUUGGUUACAAAUGGCUACAAGGAGUUACUUGUAACAUGGGAGAAAAUGUUGAAGAAAGAAACAUCUGCACUUGUGACAGCUGUUGUUCGUGCAGUUUCUCCAGUUAUUGAGAAAACAGUGGCUUCAGCCAUCACAGAGGCUUUUCAGAGAGGUGUUGCUGAUAAAUCUGUAAACCAACUUGAGAAAUCUGUUAAUUCUAAACUUGAAGCUACUGUUGCAAGACAAAUCCAAACUCAGUUUCAAACUUCUGGCAAACAAGCAUUACAGGAAGCACUUAAGUCAAGUAUGGAGGGUUCUGUAGUCCCUGCUUUUGAGAUGUCUUGUAAGGCCAUGUUUGAUCAAGUUGAUGCAUCUUUUCAAAAGGGAAUGCUGGAACACACAGCUGCAGCUCUUCAGCAAACUGAGUCAACUCAUUCUCCUUUAGCAAUUGCUCUGAGGGACGCGAUAAAUUCAGCAUCCUCCAUGACUCAAACAUUAAGCGGUGAACUGGCUGAUGGUCAAAGGAAGUUGGUAGCUCUUGCACUUGCAGGGGCAAAUUCGGAAUCAGUGAAUCCUUUGAUCUCCCAAAUCAGCAAUGGACCUUUAGGCAGUUUCCAUGAUAAGAUGGAAGCACCAUUGGAUCCAACAAAAGAGCUAUCUAGAUUGGUAUAUGAACACAAAUAUGAGGAGGCUUUCACUUCUGCUCUUCAAAGAAGUGAUGUUUGGAUUGUGUCAUGGUUAUGCACUCAGGUUGACUUACAGGGGUUAUUAGCAAGGAAUCCUUUGCCAUUGAGUCAAGGGGUACUUUUGUCAUUGGUACAACAGUUGGCAUGUGAUAUUGGGAACGAGACAUCAAAGAAACUUGCAUGGAUGAUGGAUGUGGUUGUAGCCAUAAAGCCAUCAGAUGGGAUGAUAGCAAUGCAUGUUAGACCAAUAUUUGAGCAAGUUUACUCCAUUUUAAACCAUCAACUAAGUCUCCCCACUACUUCAGUUUCAGAGCUUUCAAGCAUACGUGUUGUUGUCAAGCUUAUCAACUCCACACUCAGGACCCUGUAGUAAUGUAAGUAAAAUUCCAUUUAUAUAUUCGUACAAAGUUUUAGAAUUUUGUAAUGAAAUGGGUUGUUUUCUUCUUCUUCUUCUUUCUAUAUUAUGGAUGGAUGUUUGUUUGUUUGUUUUAGGUUGUGUUGAUGCAAAAUUUGUACAUUUGUUUUUUAUGUAAUGAAUCUUUAUUGUAGAGGUUGUUUGUACUUUGUAUGUGGUGGUGUUUUAUUCAAUCCAAAGUUUUGAG